This is a messenger RNA of Scleropages formosus (Asian bonytongue), 1544 nucleotides long. RefSeq names its product STAM binding protein-like 1 (gene stambpl1). The transcript has 11 exons. Bases 162 to 1469 code for a protein of 435 amino acids. Gene Ontology annotation, cellular component: endosome; membrane. Gene Ontology annotation, biological process: protein K63-linked deubiquitination. The record is from RefSeq and is a predicted model, not a curated record. Gene Ontology annotation, molecular function: metal-dependent deubiquitinase activity; K63-linked deubiquitinase activity; protein binding. NCBI's taxonomy places the organism in Eukaryota, Metazoa, Chordata, Actinopteri, Osteoglossiformes, Osteoglossidae.
GGAUUCUAGCAUGUGCUGCACGUGACGAGCAGGGAUGCGGGGCACGGUACGAGGCGCGCGCUCAGGUGGACCACCGGUAUCGGCAACAGCACAGAGCCGUUAGUUCGCACUGGAUUGUAUCGCCUUGGCCCUCGGUGCGGCAUCAUCUUGGGAGAUGACAGAUGGAUGCGUUGGGAAGAUCGGACCCCCCCGCGCUGCAGCCCAGGGACAGCAUGGACCAGAGCUUCAGCUUCAGCUCGCUGAAGAAGCUGGCGGCAGAGCCGGACCACACUGACGUCAGCCUGUCGGCGGUGGAACGGGUGCGAGCCCUCACCAAGAUGGGCUGCAGCGUGGAGAUCAACGAGGACAUCGCGCCGCGCCGCUACUUCCGCUCGGGCGUCGAGAUGGAGCGCAUGGCGGCCGUGUACCUGGAGGAGGGCAGCCUGGAGAACGCCUUCGUGCUCUACAACAAGUUCAUCACCCUGUUCGUGGAGAAGCUGCCCAGCCAUCGCGACUACCAGCAGUUCAGCGUUCCAGAGAAGCAGGUUAUAAUGAAGAAAUUGCAGGAUGUGGCAUUUCCUAGGAAGGACCAGUUAAAGAAGCUCCUCCAUGAGAAGUACAACAAGGAGCACAUGGAAUAUCUCAAGAGUCAGAGUCAGGCUGCAGAGAGCUGCAACGAGCAGCUGCAGAGGCUCUCCCUGCUGCAGGAGGAGCGCGAACGUGUGGCACAGCUGCGCAGGAUGCAGAUCGAGUCCGAGCAGUUCCGCUAUUUCGAGGACCAGCUGCGCAGGCAGGAGAUGGCGAGCCGCAAGGAUGGCGCCGGCCCCAAGGUGCCGGAGCAGACGGACGGCUCGUGUCUCGCCCGGCCCCCGAAAAACCACGUCGCCCUCGACCCGAACAGCAACAAGCCACCAGCCCCCGCGAACAAACCGGCCCUGACGCUGGGUGCGGUACAGAACCAGCGCGUCGAUGGCCUCAGGCGGGUUGUCAUCCCCAGAGACCUGACGUACAAGUUCCUCCUCCUGGCCGACGGCAACACGGCCAGAGGGAUCGAGACGUGCGGGGUCCUCUGCGGAAAACUGACGCACAACGAGUUUGUCCUGACCCACGUGAUCGUGCCCAAGCAGUCUGCCGGCCCCGACUACUGCGACAUGGAGAACGUGGAGGAGCUCUUCAGCUUCCAGGACCAGCACGACCUGCUCACUCUGGGCUGGAUCCACACGCACCCGACCCAGACGGCCUUCUUAUCCAGCGUGGAUCUUCACACGCACUGCUCUUACCAGCUGAUGCUGCCCGAGGCCAUCGCCAUCGUCUGCUCUCCCAAACACAACGAUACCGGUGUCUUUAGACUGACCAGCUCUGGCAUGGGAGAGGUGGGCAACUGCCGGAUGAAGGGCUUUCACCCCCACUCGAAGGACCCCCCACUGUUCAGCAUCUGUAAGCACAUUGUGGUGAAGGACAUGAAAACAACGGUGCUGGACCUCAGGUGACAUUGAAGGACGCUCCUACCGACCAACACGCCUCUCACGGAUCAGAGUUUUUAUUUCUCUUGAUGUUUACUUGAA